AUGUCAAGCAUUCCAGAAGAACUCUACCACGUCAUCAUAGUAAGACUACCAGCGAAAUCAUUACUUGCAUGUAAGUUUGUUUGCAGGAAUUGGUUUAAACUAAUUUCAAAUCCUGAAUUUGUUAAAUCCCAUCUUCAUCUUUCUCUUACGACUACGUCUGGAAAUAAUAACCCUAACAUAUGCAUAUCUUCUGGGAAGAAAAUCUACAGCACAAAAUAUGAUUCAUUAUUAUCCUCCGCGUCUCUGAAAGAAUUUAAAGAUAAUAAUGCUGUUGAAAUGUAUUGCCCAUUCGAUUCUUUAAAUCAUGUUGAAUUGUUGGGUUCUUGUAAUGGUGUGAUUUUCCUAACGUUUAGGGGUGAUGAAUACAACGGUGGUAAGGGAUUUCUCUGUCUUUGGAACCCAGUUACAAGAGAAUACAAACAAAUACCUGGGUCGCCAAAUGAUUGUUCUAUAAACGAAAUCGGCAUGUACGCUUUUGGUUAUGAUGACAAGAUUGACACUUACAAAGUGUUCGAAACGGUGGAGAUGGAAAGAACUAAUUCACCUAAAUAUAAUGUUGAACUUGAAACUAUGGAGUGGGUAUACACCAAAUCAUAUAAAGUUAAUGUUUACACAUUGGAAUCUAACUCAUGGAAAAGCAUUCAAUUAAUUCCUUAUGAGUUUGCUGUUAAUGCUGGAGUUCUUGUUGAUGGAUAUCCGCAUUGGUUAGCUCACGCUGGUGGUAGGAUACCCUUCAUAAUCUCCUUGGAUGUUAGCAAUGAGAGGUUUGAAGAAAUGAAAUUACCAAAAGAAAACCCUGAUGAAGGCCAUCGGGGUAAGAUUCUGGGAGUGUUGGAAGGGUCUCUUUGUAUACUUAGUCAUGUAAGAUAUACUUGUUAUGAAGUAUGGAUGAUGCAGGAAUAUGGAGUUCAAGAAUCUUGGACUAAAUGUCACGUCAUUACCCAUAAAAGUGUUAUGUUAGGUUCUCCUUUAUGGAAAAUGUGGUCUAUCAAAAAUGGUGAGAUUCUUCUGAAGAAGGCAUACGAAAAUUUAGUUUUAUAUGAUCCAUGGAAUUCAAGUGCUAAAGACCUAAAAAUUGUUUAUUUAAGAGUCCUGAAUGUAGAGAAUCUUGUUGAAAGCCUAGUAUCCCUUAAAUCUGGUACUUUUACGGGGAGCAAGAACAACAGAACAAAUGGUACAAAGAUGAAAAGGUCAAAGAAGAACGACAGAAGAAAUCAUACAAACCCGAAGAGGCUAAAGAAGAAUAACUGA
Papaver somniferum (opium poppy) is the source of this 1251-nucleotide messenger RNA. Its product is annotated as F-box protein CPR1-like. NCBI's taxonomy places the organism in Eukaryota, Viridiplantae, Streptophyta, Magnoliopsida, Ranunculales, Papaveraceae. The coding region runs from base 1 to 1251 and encodes 416 amino acids. The transcript has a single exon. Gene Ontology annotation, molecular function: protein binding. The record is from RefSeq and is a predicted model, not a curated record.